AUGUUCAUCAAGGAGCUGGUGCACCGCUGUUUCGAGGACAUGGAUAUGGGCAUCCACCCGUCUUACGGCGGGGAUCAGUACCGGCGGGACAUGCGGAGUUUGGCUUGCCAGGCUGGCCAACGACAACUGCUGGAGAGUCUGCGGAUCAAGGGUGUGGUUCUCCCGCCGCAACAUCAGUCGGACGACGACCGGGACGAUGACGUGAUAGAGUUGGACUUCGACAUCGAGACAAAGGUGAAGGACUUGGUCGCGUCCGACAACAUGCACGGGGCGCAGAUCGCCAGCGCCCUCAAGGAUAUCGAGGACCUGAAGGACCAGCUAUUCACAUGGGGUUCGAGUCACGAUGCGCUGUCGGACACCGUGUCACAACUCAAAAAGGGGUUCGAAAUGCUAGCGGCUAGAAUCGGGUGUGUUACGCAGGGUCUGGACCAAACCGACGAGGUCGGUGCAUCGGGUGGUGGUGCAGCACGAACGGUCCAACAGCCUAACAGCCAGACUGGACAGGCAGCAGAUACGGGAAACAUGCCUACAUCGCCGCCCGCCACGGUCACCUGGCCUGCAGCACACAGUUCACCAGUCCAUGUUCAGGGUCCGCCUCCUGGACAGUGGGGGAAUGUGCAAAACAGGACGUUGCCCACGUCUCGAUUGGGCGAGUUGCCGGUGCUGACUCAAGGUGCUGUUGCAACACCAGGGGGGAUCACAGCUGUCGCUGCUGCAACAGCAGGGUUGAUCCCGGGUGCGGGAGUUGCAACUGCAGGGGGGAUCCCGGGUGCGGGUUGCGCAUCAUCAGGCGGGAUUCUUGGUGCGGGCGUGUCACUGGCAGGGUUCCUCCCGGGUGCGGGAGUGGCAACAGCAGGCGGGAUACCGGGUGCGGGAGUUGCAACGGCUGGCGGGAUCCCGGGAGCGUGCGUGUCAACAUCUGGCCCGCGCCCGGUGGCGGGAGUUGCACCAGCAAGCGAGAUGCCCGGUGCGGGAGUGGCGGCAGCAGGCGGGAUACCGGGUGCGGGAGUUGCACCAGCAAGCGAGAUGCCCGGUGCGGGAGUGGCGGCAGCAGGCGGGAUACCGGGUGCGGGAGUUGCACCAGCACGCGAGAUGCCCGGUGCGGGAGUGGCGGCAGCAGGCGGGAUACCGGGUGCGGGAGUUGCACCAGCACGCGAGAUGCCGGGUUCGGGAGUGGCAACAGCAGGCGGGAUCCCGGGUGCGGGAGUAGCAACAGCAGGCGGGAUCCCGGGUGCGGGAGUAGCAACAGCAGGCGGGAUCCCGGGUGCGGGAGUAGCAACAGCAGGCGGGAUCCCGGGUGCGGGAGUAGCAACAGCAGGCGGGAUCCCGGGUGCGGGAGUAGCAACAGCAGGCGGGAUCCCGGGUGCGGGAGUAGCAACAUCAGGCGGGAUCCCGGGUGCGGGAGUAGCAACAGCAGGCGGGAUCCCGGGUGCGGGAGUAGCAACAUCAGGCGGGAUCCCGGGUGCGGGAGUAGCAACAGCAGGCGGGAUCCCGGGUGCGGGAGUUGCAACUGCAAGCGAAAUGCCGGGUGCGGCCGUUGCAACUGCAGGCGGGAUCCCGGGUGUGGGAGUUGCAUCAGCAGGCGGGAUCCUAAACGCUGGAGUUGCAACUUCACGGAUGCUCCCGGGUGUGGGAGUUGCUUCAGCAGGCGGGAUCCCGGGUGCAGGAGUUGCAACAUCGGGGUUGCUCCCGGGUGUGGGAGUUGCAACAGAAGGCGUGAUCCCGGGUGUCGGCGGGCGCGAGGGUGAGGGAGUUGCAACAGCUGGCGGGAUGCCGGCCUCGGGAGUGGCGACAGCAUCGGGCAACCCACCUGCCGGUGUUGCAACAGCAUUGGGGUUCCCAGCUACUAGUGUUGCAACAUCUCGGGGGAUCGCAGGAGCGGAAGUUGCAACAACAGGGGGGAUCUGCAGGGGAAAUCCCCGCCCAAUCACGCCUUCGGCGCUGCACAUGCAGGUGCAGGAAGCGUCGCACCAUCCCCGACAUGCAGCUUCUCCGGGUUAG
This is a messenger RNA of Closterium sp. Naga37s-1, 2001 nucleotides long. Lineage: Eukaryota; Viridiplantae; Streptophyta; Zygnematophyceae; Desmidiales; Closteriaceae. The record is from the annotation of a GenBank genome assembly.